AAUCAGCUGAGAAGUGACAUCAGUCAGCAAAGUUCAGAGUUGUUUACUGUGAAUGGAAGCAGAGCCCUCAGAUCAGGGGCUCAGCCUCCGGCCACCCCUCCCUCCCCUGCCCCAACUGUGGGAGCCUACCCCUCAGAAAGCCAGCCAGAGGCAAGAAUCCACCCAGCGAAGGUCACUUCUCCAACCACCUUUUCAUGAGUGUGCCUGCGGGCUCUGCACCUUCGUAUUGUUUCUUUGCAAGGGGCAGGAGAGAUGGCCAUCCCCAGGCUAUGGCGGGAUGGCGAUGGCCACGGGCCCUUCGUGGGCAUCAUGAUCCUCACAGCUGUGGUCAUCUCCCUCCUGUUCUAUGCCCUCCUCUGGAAGGCCGGCAACCUCGUGGAGCUGCCCAACCUGACAAUCGGCUUCUACAACUUCUGCCUCUGGAGUGAGGACACAGGCUCGCUGCAGUGCCACGUCUUUCCGGAGCUGGAGGCCCUGGGGGUGUCUCGGGUGGGCCUGGCACUGUCUAGGCUCGGCGUGUACGGGGCCUUUGUCCUCACCCUCUUUGUUCCUCUGCCUCUGCUCCUUGCCUGGUGCAACAGUACCGAGGGAGAGUGGCAGCUGGCGGUGGGCUUCCUGGCCAUGUCCUCCCUGAUGCUGGCCAGCGGCCUGGGUCUCUUCCUGUGCUAUGUGUGGAAGUGGAUUGCGCUCUCCCUCCUGGGGCCUGGCUUUCUAGCUGUGGGUCUGGCCCAGGUCUUACUCUUCCUCUUGUUUAUGGCCACAGCUGUGUUCUCUCCAAAGGUCAGGACAAGAUCAAGCUUAAGAACUGCUAGUUCUGUCUAAAGGCUCACAUGAUUGCAAGGAUUCAGUUCCACCUCUGCACAGAGAAAAUGCCAGGAGAAGAUGCCAGGGCUGGCACAUCUUCUGGGCCAUCUUGUUUCAUAAGUGAUGCUGACCUCAAGCUCCAGCAGAUAGAACCAUCCACUGAGCAGGCGGGGCUGAGGCGGUGUGGGCAGCAGGGCGCCUGUGGCUUCUUAGCAGACUGUCUGUCCUUUGGGAUUUCUAAGAACCCCACAAAACCACACCGUCCAUCCCCCCAUGAAUUCCUGCUUGAAUGAACUGACCUGGAUGGCUGUUAUUCUAGCCUCUGGAGGGCGAAGGAGGCAUGUUUAAUAUCAUGGGACUCCAUUUCCAGGCUGAUUUCGCCAAAUUGCCAAACUGGAGCCCAGUGAUGGUUUAGUUUAUGACAAUAAAUGGGACCAUUAUGAGAGAU
Messenger RNA from Dipodomys spectabilis (banner-tailed kangaroo rat), 1252 nucleotides. It is a transcript of the gene Tmem140, whose product is annotated as transmembrane protein 140. NCBI's taxonomy places the organism in Eukaryota, Metazoa, Chordata, Mammalia, Rodentia, Heteromyidae. The record is from RefSeq and is a predicted model, not a curated record. Bases 253 to 822 code for a protein of 189 amino acids. The transcript has 2 exons.